AUGCAUGACCCAGAGCCCCCACCCCUUCGACGAAGCCGUCUUCAAAAACCUCCAAAGCGCCCUCACCCCUCCGGCGAGCUCAGCGCACUCCACGACAAAUACAUACCCGGCCUCAACCCCCCCGAAGACACCCAACACGACGAACCGAAACUCCGAGAAGCCGACGCUUUAUGGGCCACCAUCGCCCGCGCCUCCAAGGCCAUUUUCGAAGGGAUGACGGAGCGGAAAAGGGUGAAACUUGGGCUCAAUGACGUUUUCAAGAUCUGGGCGAGACUCGAGGAAGAAACCGGGAUGCUCCGCUUUUCGCAGAGGCUGCACAGGUUGAACCAUCACCUGCUGGCCUGUGAGCAGAUCCUCGGCCUGUAUGGGGGUAUACCGUUGAGCGCGGAAAGGCAGUCAACACAAGAUAUGCAGAUAUUAGAGCAGGUUGUAUUCCCCGCAAGUGAGCAGCUCGUCAGGCUACAUGGACAUCUCUUGGACGCAGCAGGCCCAAGGAGCGGCAGUCCAGUACAGCAACAAACAAACGAAGGCGUACUAUCACAGAUCCGGAGCACGACAAGCAACGACUACAGGGGCUACCACCGUUUCGAGGAUAUCAUGCUCCGUCUGGUAACCGUAGGUCCAAAACUAACCGCGCCUCUAUGUGUUUCGGAAAAGAUCAUCGUGGCCCAACAUGAACUACAAGAUUUCUCCCGCCUGGUGCUCGAUUAUCCACGACUAGCCGGCGCCCAUGCGUCCUACCAAAAUCACUUCAUCGAAGUUCACCUCCUCCCCUUAGAAAGACGCUCAUAG
Molecule: messenger RNA, 792 nt
Organism: Morchella importuna
Lineage: Eukaryota; Fungi; Ascomycota; Pezizomycetes; Pezizales; Morchellaceae
Exons: 1
Coding region: 1-792 (263 amino acids)
Source: RefSeq, a predicted model, not a curated record